UUCAAUUUCAGAAAACAAACAGGGCCUUACCUGUAUAAAUAUUCACAAUUUUGGCCAUUUCUCCCCCUCCUCAGUCCUCCUCCAUCUGCUGUAACCCUUGGCCAACGACCUCCGCCGCCGGGAAAUAUCUACAUCUCCGGCUACCGACGGAUUUGUAUAACGUAUUUAAUCUUCAUUAUACAUCCGAACGUAGGAAAUGGAGGUUCUUCGGUUUACCGCCGUGAAAUCAUUGAAUUCAUGCGUCCGUCCAGAAUUCACGGCAAUGAGUUCCGUCAUUGUUCCUAUUAGCACUGUGAAAGUUUCUGAAACGAGAAAAAGCAAAAAGAAGGCGUUUAUUCGUGCUAAGGCGACGGAGAUCUUGUCAUCGCCAGCUACGGUAACGGAACCGUUGAAGGCGGAGCCGGCAGAGGCACCGGUUCCGUUGCUACGAGUUUCUCCGAGCUCGUUGCAGUGUGAGCCGGGAUAUUUGUUACCGAAUAGUCCGGUUUUAGGUACGGGUGGUGUGACCGGGUAUGAGUAUUUGACGAACAUCUUGUCAUCGAAAGUUUAUGAUGUAGCUUAUGAGACGCCUUUGCAGAAAGCUCCUAAGCUGUCAGAAAGAUUGGGAGUUAAUGUAUGGCUAAAAAGAGAGGAUCUUCAGCCGGUCAACCUUAAAUUUCUGUGUCCUAGAUCAAGGAGAUCAAGGUCCCUUUUUAUCCUUUUUUUUGACAAGGCCAAAAAGGUGUUUUCGUUCAAAAUCAGAGGAGCUUACAAUAUGAUGGCAAAACUCCCGAAAGAGCAGUUGGAAAAAGGGGUUAUAUGCUCAUCAGCUGGAAACCAUGCACAAGGUGUUGCAUUAUCUGCUCAGAGACUUGGCUGCGAUGCUGUGAUUGUUAUGCCUGUUACUACACCAGACAUCAAAUGGAAAUCAGUUAAGAGAUUGGGUGCUACUGUUGUUCUUGUUGGGGACUCAUAUGAUGAAGCUCAAGCAUACGCCAAAAAGCGGGCUGAAUCUGAAGGCCGCACAUUCAUCCCUCCUUUUGAUCACCCAGAUGUCAUUGUAGGGCAGGGUACAGUAGGGAUGGAGAUAAAUCGCCAACUGAAAGAUAACAUUCAUGCAAUCUUUGUGCCUGUUGGAGGAGGGGGGCUUAUAGCUGGUAUUGCUGCUUAUUUGAAAAGGGUUGCCCCAGAUAUAAAGAUUAUUGGAGUUGAACCACUUGAUGCGAAUGCAUUGGCAUUAUCAUUACAUCAUGGUCAGAGAGUAAUGCUGGACCAAGUUGGGGGUUUUGCAGAUGGUGUAGCUGUUAAAGUGGUUGGUGAAGAGACUUAUCGUCUCUGCGAGGAAUUAAUAGAUGGCGUUGUCCUAGUUGGUCGUGAUGCUAUAUGUGCAUCUAUAAAGGACAUGUUUGAAGAGAAAAGGAGCAUACUAGAGCCGGCAGGUGCACUUGCUCUUGCUGGAGCCGAGGCAUACUGCAAGUAUUAUGGCCUCAAGGGUGAAAACGUAGUAGCAAUAACUAGUGGAGCCAACAUGAACUUUGACAGGCUUAGAUUGGUAACAGAACUCGCAGAUGUUGGUAGACAGCGGGAAGCUGUUCUUGCUACUUUUAUGCCAGAAGACCCAGGAAGCUUCAAAAAGUUCGCUGAAAUGGUAGGACCAAUGAAUAUCACUGAAUUCAAGUACAGAUACAACUCUGACAAAGAAAGAGCUCUUGUACUUUACAGUGUUGGACAUCACACAGUAUUAGAACUUGAAGGAAUGGUGGAGAGGAUGGAAUCAGCAGAUCUGCAAACCAUUAAUCUUACAGACAAUGACUUGGUCAAAGAUCAUCUUAGGCAUUUGAUGGGUGGUAGAACAAAUGUUCAUAAUGAGCUUUUGUGUCGAUUCACUUUUCCCGAGAAGCCUGGUGCUUUGAUGAAGUUUUUAGAUGCUUUCAGCCCACGUUGGAAUAUAAGUUUGUUUCAUUAUCGUGCACAGGGAGAUACUGGUGCAAAUGUGCUAGUCGGGAUCCAAGUUCCACAGGAUGAGGUAGUUGAGUUUGAGGGACGGGCAGACAGUCUUGGUUAUGAAUAUGCAGUGGAGAGUCUCAAUGAGGCAUACCAGCUCAUAAUGCAUUGAAAAAGGUGUUGCCUGUUAUGGCUUGUUCUGGGACAUCAUUGCUAAGAAAUAACGUGGUAUUCACCGACUUCACUUUCUCCUGGUUAGUCAGAUAUUCUGAAUCCUCCUCACGAUGGAAGAAUGACUGUUUUAUAUACAACCAGUGUAGUAGAUGAUUUUGGGCUAGUCUUUAUCUUGUGUAUAUAAGCUAUUUGUAUGUUGUUAUCUAAAGGCCUCAACUUCCAUGAAUAAACCAUUUCACUUUAAAGCUAAUCUUAGGUGUUCUUUCUUCUGUUUCAACUUUGGCCUUCAAAAUCCCAACUUCAUAACGUUGUAUUAUUAAAAAUGUCUUUGUUUUCUGGUGGUU
Molecule: messenger RNA, 2441 nt
Organism: Solanum pennellii
Lineage: Eukaryota; Viridiplantae; Streptophyta; Magnoliopsida; Solanales; Solanaceae
Product: threonine dehydratase 1 biosynthetic, chloroplastic
Exons: 9
Coding region: 197-2095 (632 amino acids)
Biological process (GO): L-threonine catabolic process
Molecular function (GO): threonine deaminase activity; pyridoxal phosphate binding
Source: RefSeq, a predicted model, not a curated record